This is a messenger RNA of Xyrichtys novacula (pearly razorfish), 8049 nucleotides long. NCBI's taxonomy places the organism in Eukaryota, Metazoa, Chordata, Actinopteri, Labriformes, Labridae. The record is from the annotation of a GenBank genome assembly.
AUGUUUCCGGACAUUUGUUUUCCUGUUCAAGCCGUCAUCCCUCACAAAACUUCGUGGACACAGAAGUGGGCCGCUUUCAGACGCUGGAUUGGAGCAGAUCGCAGGAAACCCCCCAGACCAGAAGCCAACAGAGGUGCUGUAGAAACACGAGAACAUGUUUGACUUUAGUGUCCUCUUCAUCCCUCUGUGUCUCUGUGUGUCUGCUGGAGCUCACCGUGUUAUUUCUGCAGGAUCAUCAGAGUCUCAGCUGUCUGACAGCAGUAAUGCAGCUCCGCCUGCAGAGGCACAGAGGUCACAAGAGGUCAAGAUCUACAUCCCCUAUGAGUCAGCUGAACUCUACAUCACUCAGGUAAAACUCUGACCUCUCUGAGCGUGACGGUCUGAUCAGGUCUUUUUAAAGAAAGAAGGUGUUUCCUCUUUUACUUCAGGGUCAGUUCAGUCCUUGUUUCUGCUUUCUACUGGUCAGUGUGGUUUAUGCUAACUAAAAUUUCCACAGGUCCACUUUUGUUUCACAUCAGAGUUUUUACAGAGUACUCGAACUCCACAGUUGAGUAUAACUUUUACAGCACAAACACACACAAUAGAGCGCCUGUUUGAGACUCCGCCCUCUUCUGGCUCACUCUCACAUGCUGACCUCAUGGUGCUGGUGUGACCCCGGAGGGCGUUUGAUCAUCAUUUAUUUAUUUAUUUAACCGGGUAAUAAUCCAUGAAGAGCUUGCUGUAAAUAUGACCUGAUCGAGUGCUGCUGAUAGUAAACAACGAUAGACUUUCUCUGAGACGUUAAGAUCGGUGAGACGUUCACUUGAGAAAAACAAAAACUGAGUUUGAAACAAGUUUAAGUUUCUGCUGAUGAGACUGAACAACAUGAAAGUCUGUAAAAACUCAGAUAAUGGUGUCAUCAGUAUCAGUAAGGUAUUUAAUAAGUUCUCAUAUAGAAAAUGAAUGAAGACAGAAAAUCAAACAGGACCCAGGACCAUGAGAAAGCCUACUCUGGACUACCAAGGGGUCAUUUGACAUUUAUUACCUGACUUUCUAGCCAAUCACCUGAAUGUGUUGGAUACUUGAUUCUUAUUGGUCAAAACUCCUGAACUACAACAGGUGAACUCUGCACAGCAAAACCAACGCCAGAAAAGAGUUAUAUCAAAUCAAGGCAGACGUUUGUUUCCGUUAGCGUACAGUUGGAUAUGCAGACAGUUGGAUAAACAUUGUGGAUAUUCUAUUAUUUCAUCUCUCAUCAUGAUCGUAGCUCCACCACCAUAAACAUCUGUGUUCAUCUCUGUAAUUUAUCUCUGAAUUAGCAGGUAGGAUCUGUUAAAACGCCAGAGGCAGUUUUUUUUUCCCACGUGGCGGUGAUGUUUACGUUCCUUCAAACGUGUUAACAAGUUGGACGUGUUUCCAGCUUCAUUGUUGACUGACGGUGUCGGGACACUGAGUUUUGUUCCUCCUCUGAGCAGAUCGCUGAAGACAUGGAGACCAUGAAGAGGAAACACCUGGAGAUGGUUCAGGAGCUGGAGGAGAACUUUCAGGUCACCGCGCGAGAGAAUCAGGUAUCUGCUGUGUGUGUGUGUGUGUGUGUGUGUGCGUGCGUGCGUGUGUGUGUGUGUGUGUGUGUGUGUGUGUGUUAAAUCUUGUCCUGUGUGGUCAGGAGUGGACCGUGCAGAGGAUCAGAUCUCACCACCAGAACAAACUGAACACUCUGAGGAGGAUCCUGGACGUCUAUCAGCAGAAGGUGGAGAAGAAGGAGGAGGACUGGGAGAGGAGAGUCUCGGUCUGUAGAGUUUGUUCUUCAGUCUCUCCCUCCAUCACUCCUCUGUCUUUCUCUCCUCCUCUGUCUCUGAUCUCCUCCCUCCUGCUCCUCUGGCACACUCUGUUCUAACUCGUGGUGACGUCACGUUGGUGUGCAUGUUACAGAUUAUAUAUCUCAGCCGUUAGAUGUUGUUUUUUUCUCUUUGGAGCGUAUAUAUAACCGUCCUCGCCUGGUUGUGUUUCCUGCAGGCCUUGACGCUGCAGAUCGAGCGGCUGCAGGAGGAGCAGAGAGCGGAGAGGAGGAGGAGUAAAGAGGAGGCCCUGCAGUGGCACAGAGAGAAGGUUGGAACAAAUCUGGCAGGCCUUACAUACUCAUGUCUCUCUCUGUGUUACAGCGCCCUCUUGUGACCACUUUGAAUACAACUUUAGACUUUUCUGACACCGUGACUUUGCUCUCAUUUCCCCUUUCAGAGUAAAAUGCUGGAAGUUUUCUCCAACAGGCUGGACGUCCUGCACAGCCACCAGGCCUCCAGUGAGUCUGCACACCUUUACGACACGAACACCUGCAGGAUCCUUCACCUGUUCAUGUCACAUACCUCUGCUCAUUUCCUGUGAAUCUGAGCAGCGAUACAGGAGCUCCAAAUGGCCCGACAGGAAGUGGGAAAAGUCCAAGAGAUGUUGUUGGUGUCAGCGCAGGAGCAGCAGGAAGCAGCUGAGGAGGAAGGUGGAAACUCCGGGGACAAAGGAGAGCAAGAGUCAGCGGUGGGUUUGAGUCAGUGACGGUAAUCUGCAGCAAAUACGAGACACAAAUACUGUCAGAUUAUCAAAGUUUAUAAAGCAGGAAACAGAAACCUCCUGUGGACCAACAGUAGAAUAUAAAUUAUACUACUACUAUUAAUAAAAACACUGACUUUACACGUUUUAAAACACAAAGUCCUGAAACAUCCAAGCAUGAAUAUAAACAAGGACAAAGAAAGAGCCCAGAAGAAACAGAGAAAUAAAUAAAUCUCAGCACCACGACCUGAACCUGAACAACUCAAAGCAACACUGAAUAUGAUAUAUGAAAUGAAAAGCCCAAAAACAUAAAGUGAGACCAGGAGGACCAACAAAGUGAUAUCAGGUUAGAAACAGCAGAGGGAAAUAGAAGGAAUCGAUUUAAUGAAUUAGAAACAACAAAAAACAAUCAAACCUGUUCACUGAGUUUAAAUGUGUAAAUAUGUCGCUGUGAUUUUUGUUGAACUGACCCUUUAAAGUGGGUUCAUGUGCAGGCCUGCCAUGACUCAGACCAGCCACUGGAGGGCGCUAAAGCUCGCCUGGAGGAGCUGAAGGAGAGUUUAUAUCAGAGGGAGAGAGAGCUGACGGAGCUGCUGGAGGCCGAGAGGAGCCCCGUCCCCCCCGUCCCUCUGCCCCCCUGCAGCGUCCUCCUGCCGACACUCAUCCAUCAGGUGUUUGACCGUCGGACAGAUAAACUCCCACGUCUGUGCUGCUGAAAAACUCCAAAUACUCUCAGAUACGACCCUUUCUGGUUCCUUCUCCUCUCCAGGCUCACACUGUCUGCACUGCAGCGGCUGAGACCAGAAACCUUCUGGUCCAGAUGAUUGAGGAGAACCGGCUCGCUCUGGUCGAGGCCAAAGACCAACUGGACCGUCUACAGGUGGUUAAAGGAGGCGGAGACAACAGAGAAGAUGAGACUGCUGACCAAGAAGGGUUAGAGAUCAUCCAUGAUCUAUGAUUUAUUGGUUUAUCUACAUGAAGUCUGACCCCUCCAGGAACAGGUUCAGUUUUUGUGCCUCAUCCGUCUGGUUUCUCUGCUCUUCUCAGUUUCGAUGAAUCGAGUUUGUCUUCACUCCAAGAAACAGUGCGAGGGUUUGAGAUCUGUCUCUUGGCGUUGGACUUUAUCAGAAGUGGAGAGAGUCCCCACAUGAACGGUGAAUAAAUGUCUGUUUAACCAGCUGAACAUGCAGCGCAGAGAAAUCAACCAAACAAUGAAGUUUCACACCGAGCAUCAGGAGUCCUUUGACUAUCAGACGCCACAUUUAUCACUCCUCCCUGUGCGUCAGAUUAACAGCUGCUGUGAACAUGAAUAUCAAGAUUUCUUUAUGUCUGUUGUGGUCAGACAUCGAUGACGUCUCAGAGCUGGAGGACAUUUUGGGACGAGGGACGAGUCGAGCCGCAGACGGAGUUAAGAGCGUUGGUCAGCAGCUCCUCCUGUUACAGGAUCAGGUCAGUUUUCUGUCUCUGAAACAAAGAUGGUGGUUAUAAGAAGCUGCUCCUGGUACUCCAACAGAAAACCUUUCUCCUUUCUUCUGACGCGUCUCGUCUGCAUCUUCAACUGAGAUUUUUAGACUUUUUUGUGUCGUAGAUCUGAAUAAAUGUUUUUAAUGAAUUCAUGUUUGUUCUGUUUUUUCAAGCUGAAGCAAAUUAAAGAGGAGAAGAAGAAGAUCAUUGAGAACUACACGACAGAGAGGACUCUGAGGAAGAAGUACUACAACAUGGUGGAGGACAUGAAAGGUAGACUGAGUCAACUUCAGAGUGAGACCAUCAACCCUCAAAUGUAGGACUUUGAUUUUACUCCUGAAGGUUUUAAAUCCUCCAGGCCGGCCUUGAAAAUCUUGUGAUGGUCUUUAUUUGAGGGUUCAAGGACAUUCAUCGAUGUCUUUUUCUUGUUCAGGUAAAAUCAGAGUCUUCUGUCGGAUUCGACCCGUGAGCAGAACUGAGGUCGCCCAGGGUGACGCCGUCGUUUUGGAGAAACUCGACGAUUUCUCGGUAACGGUUGAAACUCCUCGUGGGCAGAGAGAGUUUCAGUUCGAUAAAGUGUUCAGCGCUGAAGCGUCUCAGGAGGAACUGUUUCAGGACACCCACAGGUGAGGACAGGGCCCGACACGGGAUCUUCAGAGGUCUACAUGAAAGUAAAUCCAAAUGUGUAAGAACAUAAAAACACGUACAUAGUGAUACCCAGUUUAUGCAAAUGUUAAGUACAGUCACCUGUGUAACUUUAAAGGGAUAUUUCACAAUUUUUGAGGUGAAGUUGUUUGAGUUUGUUGUUGAGAGUUUUAGUCACAAAAGAUAAAGGACCCUUAUAUAUGAGAACCUGCUGUAGACCGAGCUGGACUCCAGUCUGUGCCGUCAAACUGAGCUCAUUUUUAGAGACUCUGACCCGAACUCUCGUCUCGGUUUAAGUGUUUUUUUUUUUUAGCACUUUAACAUCGGAAGGGGAAUUUAUUUUUGUCUACUUUGCAGGUGAAACACAGCCGUGCUCGUCUGAUCAGCUGUUUGGUCGAGUCGACGUGUCUGCAGAAAACUGUAGCCUAGCUUGCAUAAAGGUUCUCUACAGUACCUUAUUAAAGGGUCCACCCUUUGUAGAUAAAACUAUUACUACUGUAACUUAUACAGUCUCACUUCAAGAACAGUGAAAUAUCCCUUUAAUAGUUCAAUAGACUCUUAUUAAAGAGUCACGUGGAGCUGUAGCUCAGACCCAGCUCAGGGUGUAUUUCCUCCACAGGCUGAUCCAGUCGGCUCUCGAUGGUUUCAACGUCUGCAUCUUCGCCUACGGUCAGACAGGAUCGGGGAAGACCUUCACCAUGGUGGGGGACAAAGAGCAGAAGAACCUCGGGGUCAUACCGAGAUCUUUUAACGCCAUAUUUGAUUUCAUCCAGGAGAACAGCACCAAGUUUGACUUUAAGGUAACAGACAGGAGGUCCUGAGUGGAGGAGGUGAACAGAUCUGAUCUUCAGGUUAGAAACUUCUCCCCCGUCCUCCUCUGUGCUCCUCAGGUCUCGGCCUACAUGCUGGAGCUCUACAACGACAGGCUCCAGGACCUCUUUGUGAGCCAGGCCGGAGAGGCCCACGUUCAGCCUCAGUCCCACAGCCAGGCCAGGCGAGUGGAGAUCAAGAGGAACAGAAAGGGGGUUGUGUUCGCACAAGGAGCAGAGACAAAGGAGGCUUCUAGUGCGCAGGAGCUCUACGCUCUGUUUCAGCAGGCCUGCGCCAACCGACACAUCUCCGCCACCAGUGAGUCCCCAGUACCGUGCCACGGCGCCCAGUUCAUACUGGCCCCUGCUAAAUGGUUUGGAUUAAUUGUGUUACUUACAGUCAGUGUGAGGGGACGGCAGAAGGUACAUCAUUACUGAGAGCUGCCAAGAAGAGGAUCAGCAGGAAGAGGAGGAUCUUUGUUUGAUGGAGAUCUGCAGAUCAUCUACAAGAUUUAGUCAAAGUUCAGGUGAUGGAGGGUUACUGAGAGCGACUCCAUCAGAUCAGAGUCACAGUUCAGGUCCGUUAAAACUCAGUGAACAUCAACUACCUUCUCACUCCAGUUUCUCAUGUGCUGCAUUUAAAUAAGACAGUCUGUAAUUAACUGGAACAUUUCUGUCAGAAAAACCAAAGUGCUGCACGAUAUCCUCCCUGUUUCUGAGGGGACAGUAACUGCACAGAGUUCAGGCUGUGGAGGGAAUAACAGCUGAUUUUAUACGAACACUAUGAUGUUGAAAUAAACUAAGGCCCGAACUACACGUAUAUAGAUAUUUAUUUAUCAGGAUAUUUUUGUACUCCCGUCUAAAUAAAUGUAUCUGUCCACACGUGUUAGUUCUCAAAAAUAUCUGCGUCCACACGUAGCCUUCGAACUCAAUCCUAUCUGGUGCCGCUUAAAAAAACAUUCAGUAACAAAGCUACCUGAUUGGCCGAUGAAUCGUAACAGCGUGAUGCGUCAUGCAUUGUUUGCGGAAGCUACGCUAGUGCGUCGAAUCCAUGUGACGGACCAUGUGACCAAUAAAAGUAUUGGCUGCAGCAGACGCGUCUGUGAGCUGGCUGACUGCUCGAUGUAAUUGUAUAAAACAAGGUUCACUUGCAAGGCUGAAAUUAGCCCCAAAAGGACAAAACAAGCGUAAAGAAUACCCUGUCUGUCCGCCAUCAUUGUUGUUGUUGUUUUUCUUUUUAAUUCGCAUGCGCGAGCUGCGAUUUGACGUCAUCGAUCCGUAAAAGUCCAACCACACGAAUCCACUACGGAUACGGGAUACAGAUAUUUUUUUAUUUCUCCACUUGUUUUUCCGGAUUCAGAUUUAUCCGGUUUGAGUGUUCCAAACUCCCGUUUUGGUGUGGUAGGGAGGCCUAAUCGGACAUUAAUAAGUGCGGUUUGAAAUAUAUCCGCAUUCGUGUAGUUCGGGCCUAAGAUGAAUUCACAAGGAUACUGUCCAGGGUUCAUCAGAAUACAGGGGAACUCAGCUGAUGUGAAAGUGUUCAGACCUGUGGUUCCUGAGAGGCCGGCUGCAGAAUCACUAAACGUUCAAACACUCUGGUCCAAAGUACGGCGUUAGUUUUCACAGCUCAGUUGUUGUAAAAGAACACAGUACAUGAGGAGUGAAUUUUCAUUCGUGUGUUUGUGGAUGUUGUAGAGGCAUGGCUGCUUUAAAGAUCCGGGUCUUGUUGUAAAAAUCGCAGAAGUUUUAAUCCCUUCAGGGUCUUUUUUUUUUUGUGUUGUUUGCUUCCCAAGAAAUGAACGUGGAGAGUUCUCGCUCUCAUCUCAUUGUUGGCAUCAUGGUGGAGAGCAGGAACCUGACCAACGGGAGCGUGAGCACUGGGAAGCUGAGUCUGGUGGAUCUGGCAGGCAGCGAGAGAGCGGCCAAGACCGGUGCCAAGGACCACCAGCUGAAGGUUUGUUCAUACGUUACAUCAGUACUGGACCAUGGAAGUAUCAGACAUCCUUCAUGGAUCCUUUAAACUCUCCUCUCCUCCGGCUGCAGGAGGCGAACUCUAUCAACAAAUCUCUGAGCGCUCUGGGGGACGUGAUAUCGGCGCUGUCGGCGGAGCUGCCACAUGUGCCGUACAGGAACAGCAAACUGACUCAGGUGAUGAAGCUACCUGUGAUUUUAUCCACUGAAACAUUAGAGGUCAGUCCAAGGUGAUGCAUGUGUGUCGUCUCUCUCAGGUGAUGCAGGACUCCUUGGGUGGAAACGCCAAAACUCUCAUGAUCGUAAACAUCUCUCCAUCAGAGGGAAACCUGGAGGAGACCCUCACGUCUCUAAUGUAGGAGAACGAGACAGAAACCUUCAUCAGGUAUUUAGUUCUGAACUCCAAAGUAAACCUGGACUCUCUGAACCUUCCAGAUAUGCAACCAGAGUGAAAGCCAUAACCAACAACGCUCAGAAAAACGUGGACAGCAAAGAGAUCGCACAGCUGAAAGAGGUGAGACUGAGGCUGAAAAUACAAGUUUAUAUGUUCAAGUACGAUUAAAUACAAACAGCUGUUUCUGUUCUUCAGGUGAUCGUGAAGCUGAGGUCAGGACAGACGGUGGAGGAGGAGGACAUUUAA